Desarmillaria tabescens is the source of this 1540-nucleotide messenger RNA. RefSeq lists its product as uncharacterized. Bases 275 to 1381 code for a protein of 368 amino acids. Lineage: Eukaryota; Fungi; Basidiomycota; Agaricomycetes; Agaricales; Physalacriaceae. The transcript is spliced from 4 exons. The record is from RefSeq and is a predicted model, not a curated record.
GAGACCGUUUUGGCUACGAGGAGACCAUAUCGCAUGAUGAGGCAACGUCCAGAGGCUCUGAAUCCGACUUGGCAAGAAUGCAACGUGCUCGGGCGACAGGAAACGACAGUGACAAGUGAAUCCACGUGGAUUAGCAUCACCGUAUUCCCCACGUCGGCGACGACGGCUGAUACCACGAGCGAUGUGACGUCGACAACGACGACUUCAUCGUGGACGACAUCAUCAGACACUUCGGUCGCUGAUACAUCGUCUGAAUCACCGUCAUCAACGUCCAAUGCUUCACUUCACUUCAUCAAUAGCCUCUUAUACGACUUCUACCGAUUCCCCUUCCGAGUCUGAAUCCUCCUUCCCUACUUCGUCUUCAUCAGCACCGGCUCCGUCCUUUACAACGUCAAGCGUAUAUACCUCUCCCUUGUCACCCACCUCGUAUUCGUGGGCAUCGCCAUCGACCUAUUGGCCAAAUCCAACCACAUCAUGGUAUACUGUCGUGAGCACGUCUUGGGUUACUGAUUCCGAGACUGUUACGCGAGCUUCUGGCACCGCUGCUUCUCUCACCAGUGCUAGUCCGUCGCAGUCCUUUGCCUCAACUACCACCAUCACUUCUACGGGUCUACUCAGUACUGAUGCUCCAGAUGGAGGAAAUAGCCUCUCACGCAAUACAGGGGCUGUCAUUGGCGUUGCUGUAUCCGCCGCGGUCGUCGUUACCCUCAUAGCAAUCGGAGUAUUCUUCGCAUGCCGUAGAUACCGACGGUCAACCACAGAGCCAUCGACUUUGCAACCCCAGUUCGUGCCGUCAUGGCGGCCCCCGCUUGCGGGUGACGACGAUAGCAGCCUUGGUGCCACUAUUACGGCAACGAGCACGGUUGGACAUCGGGUAUCCUCAGGCCAGACGCCUUACAUUGAUCCGCGAGAGAUGGGACGUUCACCGCCUUCGUCGGACGGGUUGCCGCCGUCGUCGCAUGGUCACUCGUCCAACGAAUCAUCGAGCCACGCCCUUCUUACCCGAUCGAGGUCAUCUUCAGUAGGAAAGCACAUGCGAACGGAAGAAGCACCACCUGAGGAGGAAGAAUUUCGGUUGCGCACGAGAAGGCCUACUCAGGUAUCUGAUCUCGUUAUUCCCCCAGUUCCAAGGAUACCUUCAACAAUUCAGUUACCCCCGACUUCGCCGAUUUCCCCAGCUUCUUCGACUUACCCCAGUUCGUUGCUCAAUCCGCCACCUCCACCUCCCCUUGAACCUCCUGCUCCGGCUUACGCUGUUCAGGGUUCGUCAUCGUGGCCUCCUCCGCCGAUGCAGAGCGUUACGAGUUUCAGGGAUCAUAUGGAUUAUUCGAGGCCGAUCCUACCGAGGAGGGUGGAUAGAGGUGAAGAAGAAUCAAUAUGAAUGAUCUUUCUUUCUUUUUUGCUUUCUUGCCGCUCGCUCUUUAUCACUACUUAACCGUAUACCCCCUCGCACUCACACAUACACCAUACACACACACAGUCACGUCGCAAUCGCAUUUUAGUACAUAGCAAUAACAUAGGUAAUUUGUAGUCCGUUUCC